Messenger RNA from Juglans microcarpa x Juglans regia, 882 nucleotides. RefSeq names its product calcium load-activated calcium channel-like. Gene Ontology annotation, biological process: endoplasmic reticulum calcium ion homeostasis. Gene Ontology annotation, cellular component: endoplasmic reticulum membrane; cytoplasm. The record is from RefSeq and is a predicted model, not a curated record. The transcript has a single exon. NCBI's taxonomy places the organism in Eukaryota, Viridiplantae, Streptophyta, Magnoliopsida, Fagales, Juglandaceae. The coding region runs from base 90 to 665 and encodes 191 amino acids. Gene Ontology annotation, molecular function: calcium channel activity.
AAAAACCACUUCCAAGCUCCCAUCGGAACUCCCGUGAGAAAACAGUACUUUCUCGUCCCUAACACUCGCAAGUCGCACCUACAACUCCAAUGGCCACACCCCAGCUCUUCUCCUCCUUCAAAUACUCCGACAGCCUCACCUUGGUGGCCAUUUCAUUGUGCACUGCCGUAGUUUGCGAGGCCAUCUCCUGGCUCCUCAUCUACCGCACCAACUCCUACAAGUCCCUCCGUUCUUCCAUCGACAAGGCUUCCAAGAAGCUCGAGACGAUGAAGACCGAGUCUUCUGCCAAGAUGGCCAAGAAAUCCAAGACCAAAAAGAUGGACCGCGUCGAGACCAGUCUCAAGGAGUCGAGCCGCGACCUCUCCCUCUUCAAGUUCAAGUCCGGUGCCGUCGUCGCCCUCGUCCUCUUUGUUGUCUUCGGUCUCCUCAAUUCGCUCUUCGAAGGCAAGGUCGUCGCCAAAUUACCCUUCGCACCCUUCAGGAUCGUUAUGAAGAUGAGCCACAGAGGUCUACAUGGCGACGAUGCCACCGAUUGUUCCAUGGCCUUCUUAUACUUCCUCUGCUCGAUUAGCAUCCGCACCAACCUGCAAAAGUUCUUAGGGUUUUCACCGCCACGUGGUGCCAGCGCCGGCCUCUUCCCCAUGCCAGAUCCCAAAACCAAUUGAUCCGGUCCAACGCUACACCUCCUCUCUUUUCUUGUUUCUCAAAUUAGGACUUUGUCUUUUUUCUUGUUGUUCUCAAAUUAGGACUUUUGUCUUUUAGAUGCUAUCGAAUUGACUUGUGUUCUAAUUUCAAGCUUCCCGAAGAUAUAAUUGUAUGAUUCUAUAAUGAGAAUAAUGAGAAGUAGGAUCGAAUAUGAAUAGUGAUUGAGAUGUAUUUUAA